Molecule: messenger RNA, 2854 nt
Organism: Brienomyrus brachyistius
Lineage: Eukaryota; Metazoa; Chordata; Actinopteri; Osteoglossiformes; Mormyridae
Gene: alpi.1
Product: alkaline phosphatase, intestinal, tandem duplicate 1
Exons: 11
Coding region: 835-2433 (532 amino acids)
Biological process (GO): dephosphorylation
Cellular component (GO): plasma membrane
Molecular function (GO): alkaline phosphatase activity
Source: RefSeq, a predicted model, not a curated record
GUGAGGCCUCCCCCCGUGGGGGACUUUCCUUCUUACCCUAACGGCAUGAUUGACCACAUAUGCCUCCAAACGACUCGUGGGCCACGGUUCAGCUUUCUGACUCACAGGCAGUGGCGCUGACGUCCUCCCCAGGAGAGACGCAGAGCUACCAUCUCGGCUCACGCGCGACUCUCCGGCUCCAGUUAGGACCUGCUGGCCCCAGCCCACUACUUUCACACAUAAAAGGCUGUUCUUGCGUAAAUUAGUUUAAUAGCCACUCAGUCUGUAUUAUCUCAGGAGAAAAGAAUGCAAAACAAUGAGCUUCCCAGCAAACAAAUGUGAGUUUACUGCAUGAAAUACACAGAGGUGAUCUGAAAUAUAUUUCUAACAAAAUACAGAGAAAUGAGAGCAUUUCAGUAAUGUUGAUUCAGUCUUAAAAAUACAGAGAUAAAAUAGUUGCCUUUGCCGACAUAUAAUACUGUUUUUUUUUAAGAAAAAAUCGUAAAAGAGACUUGUGCCAAAGUUUAGGCACAUGCCAAUACAAGCCAGUCUUUUUGCACUGAAAUUAACUGAAGCAUGGAAACACACGUUAGAGUAUUAACCACAUCAAAGCCUCAUGCAAAUUUCAACAAUAUACACGCGGAGGAAGGAAAGCGGUGCUAAAAGACAAAAGGCCUCCAAGCAUGUAGUGUCUCAGUGCUGUGUGGUCCCGGCCGGCUUCCCCUUCCCCUGUCCUGAGCCUAUGAGCUGGCUGGGGGCCUCUCUUUCAACACACCCCGGGCUUUAAAAGGGCCAGGCUGGAGGUCUGUGGAGGCACUCGUGUCCUGCGCAGCUGUAGGAGGGCUCUCAGAAGCGAUGCAGUCGGCGCAGAGCUGCCGCCCCGAUCGGCUUCUCCUGCUUUGCGUCCUGCUCGUUGUCCCCAGCAACGUGCAGCUCACAGAUACCCAGGAGAGAGAACCAGCUUACUGGAAUGCCCAGGCCAGGGAGACCCUACAGGCUGCGCUGAAGUUGCGUCCACUGGACCAUCGCGCUAAGAACAUCAUCUUAUUCUUGGGGGAUGGGAUGGGGGUGUCUACCGUGUCAGCGGCACGCAUUCUGCGGGGGCAGAUGGAGGGUCACUCAGGGGAGGAGACGUUGCUGGCCAUGGAUACCUUUCCGUACCUCGCCCUGUCCAAGACAUACAGCGUGGACAAGCAGGUAGCGGACAGCGCGAGCACAGCCACUGCCUACCACUGUGGCAUCAAGGCCAACGCCAAGACAGUGGGUCUCAGCGCUGCCGCUGUGCCAUACCAGUGCAACUCGACCUUCGGCAAUGAGGUGCAGUCCGUGCUGCACCGCGCCAAAGCGCAAGGCAAAUCGGUGGGCAUCGUGACCACCACGCGCGUCCAGCACGCCUCGCCGGCGGCUGCCUACGCCCACUCAGUGAGCCGCAGCUGGUACAGCGACUCCGACAUGCCCUCCAGCGCCCGGCGGCAAGGCUGCACGGACAUCGCCACGCAGCUGGUCACCAAUACUGACAUUGAUGUGAUCCUGGGUGGGGGUCGCAUGUACAUGACCCCAAAGGGGACACCUGACCCUGAGUACCCUACCUCCACCUCCCGCCAAGGGGACCGAAAGGACAAAAAGGACCUGAUAGAUGCUUGGCUGAAGGCCAGACAGUCAAGGAAUGCACAGUAUGUUUGGCACAAGGAGCAGUUUGAUGCCGUGGAUGUGACAUCCACGGACAACCUCAUGGGCUUGUUUGAGCCUAAGGACAUGAAGUUUGAGCUGUUCCGAAACAGCACACGAGACCCGUCCAUUGUCGAUAUGACAGAGAAAGCCAUUCAGAUCCUCCGCAAGAACCCGAAAGGCUUCUUCCUCUUUGUGGAAGAUAAAGGGAGAAUCGACCAUGGGCAUCAUGACGGUAUCGCUAAGCUAGCCUUGACUGAGGUGGUGAUGUUCGACCGUGCAGUGAAGAUCGCCUCCCAGCUGACAGACGAGUCCAACACCCUGACCAUUGUCACUGCUGACCACUCUCAUGUCUUCACAUUUGGAGGAAAUACCCCCCGUGGAAAUCCAAUAUUUGGUCUUGCACCCAAGAACGCAGAUGACAUGAUGCCCUUCACCAGCAUACUGUAUGCUAAUGGACCAGGGUACACGCACAUCAAUGGGACACGAGCGAACAUCACAGCAGUGGAUUACUUGGAUGAGGAGUACAUGCAGCAGGCUGCGGUCCCCUUGGACUCCGAGACACAUGGUGGAGAGGAUGUGACCAUAUACGCCAAGGGCCCCAUGGCCCAUCUCAUCCAUGGGGUGAAGGAGCAAAACUACAUUGCCCACGUGCUGGCCUACGCAGCCUGCCUGGAGCCCUAUGCUGACUGCCCCUCUGACUCGGUGAGCCCCAGCGGGGCUGAACCUUUACACCCCAAGUUGCUCUUGUGCUUAGCUGCCAUAAUGUGGCUUGUGCCUACAUGACAUCGGCUACCAUCGUCCCCCUCCCAGAGACAGUGCCUUCAGCGCACCAUCCAAAAACUCCUGGAGGUAAUCAACAUACUCGAUGGAGAGUAUUACUCAGGAAAGUGACUUGAUCCAUUCUGUUUCCUCAUAACUCUUGAAUUGUUCUGAUUUCUGCAAGAUACCAAGCAUUUUUAUAGUUACAUGAUGUUUAUGAUAUUUUUCAGACCAACGUUAUCACAUGGGAGACAUACAGACAUUAAUAAUAAUGAAUGUUUAAGAAAUAAUGAAUGUUUAAGUUGUUGAAAUUUAUAAAUAUCACUUUAAUAGAUAUUGAAACACAACCUGUACAUCAGAAUGUAAUCUAGACUGAAACUAGUAUAAUUUUUUGGAUCUGUUUUGGUAACUUACUUUUUAAAUAAUUCAUAAACAUGAUUACAAA